AUGUUAUCUUUUAUAGAAAAUUAUUUCCGAGUCAUGGGUACGACUAACAUAAAUCAGUUGAUGGGGGAGAUGAGGCAAUUAGUUCUAAAUUUGCAGAAUCGGGAGAAGUCGACUGACAGUGCUUUAUCAAAAAGUCAACUUGUUAGCGAAAAAAUUUCAGGCAUGAAAGAGUACCAGGAAAAUGUUGCUGACAUGAACGGAUGCUGGAGAAUGCAGGGCAGGAAAGGUUUAUUAGCUGGACUUCAGCAAGAAAAUCGGCAAAUUUUACAGCUGCAGCAGGAGAACAGAGAGCUACGGCAAACUUUGAAGGAUUACGAGCAGACGCUGGAGGCUGUUAUGAGUAAACACAGGAUGUUAACUGCUUGCUUUCUACGGCAGCCAGUUACUCCUGUACCAACUCCUGAUUCGCAGAGUCAGGUUUAUGGACCUAAAGAGUCACCGAAAUCGGAACGCAUGGUUCGUUUCGUGCAAGUGCUAAAUGAGUGUUUUACGAAGGGGGAACGGAUGUCUAAUCGGGAUCAAGAAAUUAUUGCAAGGCUCUCAACGGAAAAUGCUUGUUUGCGAGAUUUACUUAAUAUUGCCUCCUGCAAUGAACCCUCACUUACUCGAAGGUUCCUGCAACAAUCGGGUGUAGGUUCGGAGGCAUCGGCUGAUGCGACGAUGUUGAAGAAUUCAGAGUCUGAUGUAACUAUAUUAAGAAACCCAUUAGAGUUAGAACAAGAAAGUAAAGGGUUAACUUUGCCUUUCAAACAGAGUGCUGAAUUAGGGCUGGUAAAUGGCGCUGCGGAUAGUAAUGCAGACGCUUCUUUAGAUGCAGCUUUUAAUGGUAAGUUGGAUGGUGGAAACUUGCGGAAGUAA
Molecule: messenger RNA, 858 nt
Organism: Enterobius vermicularis (human pinworm)
Lineage: Eukaryota; Metazoa; Nematoda; Chromadorea; Rhabditida; Oxyuridae
Source: the annotation of a GenBank genome assembly